This is a messenger RNA of Trifolium pratense (red clover), 1522 nucleotides long. RefSeq names its product myb-related protein 308-like. The record is from RefSeq and is a predicted model, not a curated record. The coding region runs from base 200 to 1345 and encodes 381 amino acids. The transcript is spliced from 3 exons. NCBI's taxonomy places the organism in Eukaryota, Viridiplantae, Streptophyta, Magnoliopsida, Fabales, Fabaceae.
AGUUUUGCUCAGAGAAUUCCUUUCACAUUUUUAUAUAACUAUUUGUAACCUAGGGCUAAACCCUAUACUACAACCUACACCUUUCUUUCCUUUCAUUAUUCUUUUUCAUUAUUAACACAAAAACUUAUCUUUGAUUGGUUAAGUCCUUGAGAUUGAUCAAUAGUAUUAACUAGAGAAAGAAGAAAGGAGAUAGAUCAUAAUGGGGCAUCACUCUUGCUGCAACAAACAGAAGGUGAAAAGAGGAUUAUGGUCACCUGAAGAAGAUGAAAAACUCAUCAACUACAUCACAAAUUAUGGACAUGGUUGUUGGAGCUCUGUCCCUAAACUUGCAGGGCUACAAAGGUGUGGAAAGAGUUGCAGAUUGAGAUGGAUUAACUAUCUAAGACCAGAUUUGAAACGUGGAAGUUUUUCACCACAAGAAGCUGCUCUCAUUAUUGAACUUCAUACUAUUCUAGGCAACAGGUGGGCUCAGAUAGCAAAGCAUUUACCAGGAAGAACAGAUAAUGAAGUGAAGAACUUUUGGAAUUCAAGCAUAAAAAAGAAACUACUUUCACAUGAUCUUGUUCCUUCUUUAACCACAUUUUCUGAUCAUAUUCAUUGUCCUACAAAUGUUCCUAUGGAAAGUUUCUUCCCUUUAUUUAAUGACAAUCCUACCCUUAACAACUUAGAUCAUCACUUAUACCUUCCUAUCAAUAUCCCAUCUCCAAUCCUACAAGAUCAAGUUGAUAUCAAGAAUAUUAUUGAUAUUAACAAUUUCAAUGCAAAUUUCUUACAUGUUCAUCAAAAUAAUCCAAUAUUACCAGAAAUUACAAUACCAUUAUCCAAUAAUAUUGUUCCACCUUCUUAUGAUCAAUUAGAUACAUGGUCAUUAUUUCAUCAUCUCAAUCCAAAUAUUCAAGAAAAUCAUCAAAUUAUUGCCACAAAAAGUGAAGCUUCCACACAAAAUUUCAAUAUUGUUGAUGAUAAUUUUAUCAAUCCAAUUCCAAAUACUUGGCAUCAUUUGAUGGAACUUGAGCCUAUUGUGCCAAAAGUGUGUGAAACUAUAAAGAAUGAUUAUGUUUGUAGCAUUCCAUUUUCUUUUUCUGAUUCUUCACAAGAACAUGAUCAUCAUCAAGUUGUCAAUCAAAAUGAUGAGUGUUAUACAGAUCAACAACAGAGUAUAAUUUGUCCACAAGAUCAUCAUCAAAUUGUGGCAGCAUCAAAUAAUGAUCAAGUGGAGUAUAUUGAUUCUCUCAUCAUGUCAUCAUUGCCAUCUUCAACAACAACAUCUUCAUCAUCACCAUUAUCAUUCUAUCAACCACAAGACAAAAUUCUCACAAAACCAAUCCUUCCUUCAAGUAAUUGAGAGUCAUCGUCUAUGUUUAGUAUCACAGCGGAUAUGUCAGAUUCACUGUGAUCCACCGUGAUUUUUCAAAAGCUACACUGCGUAGCUUCAACUUGGAUGAUUAAUUUGCUACUAUAUUUUUAUAAUAUUUUAAUUUUAAUAGGACAUUUUCAUGUGUAUAUAUUAAUUUUAUUUUAU